Messenger RNA from Orycteropus afer afer, 740 nucleotides. It is a transcript of the gene CNBD1, whose product is annotated as cyclic nucleotide binding domain containing 1. The record is from RefSeq and is a predicted model, not a curated record. Lineage: Eukaryota; Metazoa; Chordata; Mammalia; Tubulidentata; Orycteropodidae. The transcript is spliced from 5 exons. The annotation marks the transcript as partial.
UGGUGGGAACUGAAGGAUUUUAUGUGAUACUGAAAGGCCUAGCUCGACCUCAAACAAAGAUAUAUAGACAUCUGACCAAAAGAAAUGAAGCAAAACAUUCUUUAAAAUCUCAAAGCUUCCACAACUUAUUUUGCAAUGAGGACUUCCAAAGGUCUCCACUUCCUGACAUGUACCUAGGUUCACGUGAUUCAAUGCUUAAACAAUGGAGUACUUUUGGGACCCUGGAAGUUUUAACUCAGCCUGCCUUAGAAACACAGGCAUACACAGUGGUAACAGAAGAAGACUGUGAAAUUCUUAAAAUCCCUGCAAAGGAAUAUGCAAAGAUAAAAUCGGAAAAAUUAAAAGUUGAAAAUAUGCAAAAGGAGCAAUUAAUUCGUAAGUGUCCAUACUAUGCAGAGUGGCCCACCUUAUCUAUAUACGAGCUGAUUGCACUCAUCAAAUGGAAAAAGUUUCCUCCAGGUCAUGUGAUGGUGGAAAGUGGAAAUAUAAUUUCCUAUGUGGCUUACAUCAAUUCUGGUUAUUGUAACAUUUAUAGAAGUAUUGUUGGACUUGUGAAACUAGCAUUUAAUAAAGUGAAAAAAAUUCGAAAACUUGUCUACAUGGGAAAACUUAAGGAGAAGGAGUCUUUUGGUGAGAUUAGUGUUCUUCUUCAAGUUCCUUUCACAUGCACAGUCAUUACUGGAAUGGAGAUUGAGGCAGCCAUCAUUGAAGAUACAGACCUAUUUGGUAAAUACAAAUAA